UUGAGCCGUUUGAGGUUGAAAUGCUCGAGACAUGAGGUCUAGGUGCACGAGUUCUUUAUGAAGAACUCGCAACGCGCUUGGUCGACUCCACCAAGAUAAGAAGGCUGGUCUGUUUUUUGCUCAAUGCAUUGCAUUUCCAUUCAAAGUGGUAAUGCUGCCAAGCAUGCCAGCCUUUUGGAAACGUUACCCGAAUUUGACAGAGACGAAGAUUUCUUUAUUGAAGGUUUGUAUAUAGCAUACAGAUUUGAUUUAAUAUAGAAGUGGUGGCAAUCUUUCGUUGGCUCAGGAAUCCAGCAAAUCAUAUCUGUCAUGUCUAUUUAUGUGAAGAGUAGAUUAAAAAGACUUCUUCAAAAUGAUAGCGGACGUUAAUAUUAUCAAGGAUCCUUCAGGUUUGUUUAACAACGUCACCCAAAGGCAGAAAGGAAAAUACAUUGAUUAGUAACAAUUGAAGUCAUGAAACCACCUCCGUCACAAGCAGUUAAAUUUUAAAAGCCAAAGUCAAUUAAUUUUCUAUUCUCAAAAUAUCAUAAAACAAGUCAGUCGAAACGUUUUACGAUCAAAUGUUUUUUGGAAAUUAAAUCUUUUCUAGAAAUGACAUAACAGGUAGACGAGUACGCUUACAUAGUUAGAAUUAAGUAGUAGAGGAAGUAUUAAAAUUGGCUUAAAAUGUUAAUAAAAUUAAUAUUUUUAAAUACAUUUCUAAGUUUAACACUAGGGGAUGCGAUAUUCCGUAAGUAUUCUAAUAUAGCAUGACACCUCAUACUAACACUAUAAAAGCGAAAGUCUGUAUGUGUGUAUUUAACCUCCAGAAGCUCAACGACUUGACCUGUUUUGAUGAAAUUCGGUUUGGGUUAGCUGGUACCCUGGAUUACCACGUACUUUUUAUCCAAAUACGGAUAAAGUUUUGUUUGUAACCAACAUACAAGCAAGUGAAACAGCGGGAAAAAACUAGUUAUGAUUGAAGAUGUGGAAAUAUUUCUUGACACUGGACAACUUAACAUAUUAUAUGACAUUGAAUAUAAACAAUUUCAAUUGGUUAGGAUUUGGGUCUAUCAGUGAACCUUAUGACAAUAACUAAGUCAUACAUUUUUUCAUGAUAAUUUAAUAUAUUUUGAUAAUUUUCCAAUAGGUACGUGUGUCCCGAACACUCAGUUCUUACUGAAUGGCCGGUUAUGUUACUGCAAUAGCCUCGGUCAGUGGAGCGAGGCGACGUGUCAGAUGAUCGGGAGACGGCAGACCUGCCAGCCCGGCCAGAUCAUAUGGGAAGAGUGCAGUCAGUGCAUAUGCCAGGAGAAUGGGAAACUCCUCUGUACAAACACAGAAUGCGCUGACGAAAGCACGAAGAAGAACUCCAGUCUCCAGGAGCCCGGCGCCGAGCUGUGGUGCACGCCGUUCAGGUCUUAUUACAUCAACUGUAGCCUCUGCGUCUGUCCAGCUUCCGGGAAAAUGUCUGAAGCACGAUGCGCCACCGACUCCUCCUGCUCACUUAAAGGACCAAACUUGUCCUUAGACGCCAUCACGCAAAACGUUUGCAUCCCAAAAGUCAUGUAUUUGUUCCCUUGCCUGCAUUGUUUGUGCGCGGAUGACGGGUUCUUUGUCCAGACUAAAUGUGUAGAGACUUGCCACAAACUCCCCGAGUCGGCCCGUAGAUGUCUUCCUAGAACAUUUUAUAGGAUCGAUUGCAAUGUGUUUCGGUGUCCGGACACUGGUGUCCCCGACAGCAAUCUUAGAUCAAAAUCAGAAUGCAACGAACAUCCAGACGUACUCACUUCAUUGAUAAGUUUGAGGAAUAUAACGAACUCGUGUUUGCCUAAUAAAUUCACGAAGCCGAAAUGUAUUUAUUGUGAAUGUAACUCACAAGGAAUCGUCAAUGAAAGUAGGUGUCUCGAACAGGAAUGUUUGAAGAUAAGCGAUUACAAUUAUGAUUUCGUGAAAAGUACGUGCAGUCCGGGGGAGAUGGUGCCCACAUGUAUGGAAUGUUUCUGCUCAAGAUCUAGUGUAACCCAUGAGAAGUAUUGCACUAGAGUGUGCUCGUUCCAAAAUAAACUAAUCAUGCUCGAACGUGUGCUGAAAGAAAAUAUAAGCAUGAUAGACCGCAAUAUUGUUAAAGACGUAGGAAUCGGCAGCGAAACAUGCGAUCCCAACUCAGUCAUUGUUGACCAAGGGAAAUACUGUUUGUGCCCAGAAAAUGGUAACACAAACUUUAAACUUUGCACUUCAGUCCUCGAUGACACAGGCCCGAAAAAAACACAAAGGGUCCUGACUGACAAAGUGAACCUGAUAGACUACAACACUACGUGUGAACCAAACACGUUCGUUGAGUUCGGCUGCAAUACCUGCUACUGUACCAAGGAUGGUAGGAUUGAUUCAAAAUGGUGUACGUUUGAUGAUUGUCAAGCCAAGAAGGUUAUCCAAGACGCACAUUACAGUCGUAUUUCAGCUGUGCCGGCUGAGCCCAUGUCCACUUGUGUUCCUGGUUCAAUAUCCAAAAUAGACUGUAACUUCUGUAUUUGCAGCUUAAGUGGGUUAGUAAAAGAUAGAGCGUGUACUAAUAACACCUGUAGCGGCGAAUACAAACCUGUUGGAAACGAAUUUGCCUGCGAGCCAUCAGCGUACUACACUGUUGACUGUAAUAUUUGCUUCUGUUCAAGUGAUGGCGUCAAAAACGUAGACAAGUGCACCAAAAAUCAUUGCGAAACGAAUUUCUUGAGAUCAGAUUCCUGCACACCAGGUGACUUGUUUAGCGACGACUGUAACAUCUGCGUAUGCCCUACAAACGGAGACAAGAAAGACAAAGCCUGCACCAACAGGACCUGCUCGGAGUCAGACACUCCUUGGAAAAAAAUAUUCAAACUUUCCCAAAAUUUGUUGGGGAACCAAAUUGUGGAGGAAACGACGAAGAACUUGGAGCUCUGCUUUCCUGGGGAAGAGUUUGAGUCGUCAUGCAAGCUCUGUGUGUGCCCUGAGAUGGGGCUGAGGGAGUAUGCCUCAUGCACCCCCAUGCUAUGCGACAAGGACCCUCAGAUGAGUACUGUGAGUACUUUAUCCACAUCUUGACCGGACUGAUGACAAGACCGGGGAUUUGAUUGUUAUUUAA
Messenger RNA from Trichoplusia ni (cabbage looper), 3097 nucleotides. RefSeq lists its product as uncharacterized. The record is from RefSeq and is a predicted model, not a curated record. The transcript has a single exon. Gene Ontology annotation, molecular function: peptidase inhibitor activity. Bases 1219 to 3057 code for a protein of 612 amino acids. NCBI's taxonomy places the organism in Eukaryota, Metazoa, Arthropoda, Insecta, Lepidoptera, Noctuidae.